AUGAUCCGGGACUACCAACAAAUGCGAGUUCUUUGUGGGCCUGAGGAUGAAGAUAUGAUGCGAGUCAAUAUUCUGGCCAAUGAAAGUGAGCAGCAACGACUUUUACGGCUUUUGCAAAGCAUGAGAAUGCUCAAUGAGAACCAAGACUCUGAGAAGCUUGCGCACCGUUCCUUAUUAAUCGAAAUCAUGUCUAUGCAUCUUUUUGCUCCUUUUGAGCAGAUUGAAAUCGCGGCCGGCCGUGAAGGCCAUGACGAGGCUAAAACUGCAUAUCUAAGCGCUCAAAGCUGGAGCCACCGCUGUCAAGCUAGACAAGCUGUCUGGAACGCUGGCCAGGCAGUCCGCUACUUACGUGAGAUCUUGUCAGCGCAAUUUACCGCAUUCCAUGCCGUUCUGGCAUACCAGGCCAGCUUAUGUUUAUGGAUGUAUGGGACAAUUACCGCCCAAUGUCCACCUGACGACGGUCCAUCAUCUGCCUCCGCACGAUGCUUCCUGGACACGGACGAGAUAGUAAAAUCACAGCAAUGGGUUAAUCUGAAUCGAGGCAUCCCCGCGAUCUACAAGGUUGUCUCGGAUCAAGCGACAAGCCAAGGAACUCAAAUUCCGCUAUCCUCCACCCGGGAGGUUAUGAUGUGUCUACGAGAAUUGCUUCAAUACAAAGUCUCCGAGCACGGAACCAAUGCGUUGACUUCAGCGGUCGACCGGAACUACGUUAACUAG
This is a messenger RNA of Penicillium cataractarum, 717 nucleotides long. RefSeq lists its product as uncharacterized. NCBI's taxonomy places the organism in Eukaryota, Fungi, Ascomycota, Eurotiomycetes, Eurotiales, Aspergillaceae. The coding region runs from base 1 to 717 and encodes 238 amino acids. The transcript has 2 exons. The record is from RefSeq and is a predicted model, not a curated record.